AUCAUUAUGGAGGCAGGAGCCCAAACAACCACAGCUCCGUUCAUUCUGUUAUGAAGAGUACUGACGUCUCGCGUCGCAAGGAAACUAUGUAUUAACUCGACGUGUUAAGGUUUUAUAAAACAAAGUUUUGGGACAGGCGCGGACAUUUUAUUCGUACGGAUGUUGGACAGUCGUGGUAACCAAGGUUACUCGGAGUUAGCGUCCAUCGGUAAGUUAGCAGUGACAUUGAGAGCUGCGGACAGUUAGGAACUAACCGGUAUGAAAUUAACGAGGUGAAGUUUUAUAAAAAGUUACGUUAAUGUACUAUGACAGUCAUUUGUACAUUAAGAUGAGGAACUGCGACCCUCUCAGAUAUUACGCGGCGGCGUGUUUGUAACGUUAGUAGGUGCAAAAGAGCUCAAGGAAACUAUACAAGAGUGAAUCAGGAAGUGUUUCUCUACUAGCAGGCGCCAUGAUCUUCCUUUGCGUAAAUCUUUUAAGGAGCAACCGCGUCUUUUCUCUCUCCACACAUCUGACACAAAAAGUCCAAGUUUGCAAACAAGCUGCUGGAAACCCUGUGAAAAAGGCGUCCUCACAGAUCAGCUGUUACAGACACUUUAGAGCCACUCCAUCUGCACCGCCUCUCCUCUUCUGUAGCAAUGGGAGGACAGCUUGUUUACAGAUUGCUCCCAAAACCUCCUCACCUCUGCACUCCGCUCGUGUCCUGGCACAGUGUGGACACCACUUCCACACCUCAGCUCCUGUGAGGGCCCUGCCUGCUCCUCUCAUAUGGAUGGUGCUCAAACCUCUGCAGAAGCUCAUGGCUAUAAUCCUGGGCAGGAGUUUAAGGAAGUGGUGGGUGGCUCUACCAGACAACCGCCGAGAGCUCAUGCGCGAAUGGGCCUGGCAGCACCGCUGGCAUCUGGCAGCGGGGGCAUGCGUUGCCAUGGUGAUUGUAGUCCUCCUUCUCCUGACCCACCUGGAUGAGUCCCCGGUGACUGGACGGACCCGCCUCCUGGUGUUCAGCAGGGAGAACUACAUGGAGCUGGCAGCUGUGACUUCAGCGGCGUACAUGGAGGACUUUGCAGAGCAGUUGGUUCCAGUCACUGACCCCCGGCACCAGGUGGUGGAGCGGGUUGUGCAGCACCUGGCGCAAAGAAACCAAGACAUCCCUGAAGUGUCUGAAGUCACCUGGAGCGUCCACGUGGUGGAAGGUCCCAACGUCAAUGCCUUUGUCCUCCCGAACGGGAAAGUGUUCAUUUUCACUGGGAUGCUGGAAGCUGUGGCAGAUGUUCAUCAGCUCACCUUUGUCUUGGGACACGAGAUGGCUCAUGCUUUACUGGGUCACUCUGCAGAACAGGCCAGUCUGUCUCAUGUCAUAGACCUCCUGUCCCUUAUUCUGCUGACAGCCAUCUGGGCUGUGUGUCCUCGAGACAGUCUGGCUGUGCUGGGACAGUGGGUACAGGACAAGCUUUCCCAGUUGAUGUUCAGCCGUCCCUUCAGCAGGAAACUGGAGGCAGAGGCCGAUCACGUGGGAUUGCAGCUGGCUGCUAAGGCGUGUGCAGAUGUGCGAGCAGGACCCGUAUUCUGGCGGCAAAUGGAAAUCAGAGACCAGCUGACAGGAGAGCCCACCUUCCCCGAGUGGCUGUCCACACACCCGUCGCACAGGAACAGAUUCACUCAGCUGGACCGCCUCGUACCACAGGCUCUGGAGCUGAGGGAGAGCUGUGUCUGCCCUGCUCUAUCACCCACUGACCCUCGUGCAGUCUUCUCCAAGAGUGUCCGUGUGUUGCUGGAAAACGCUAAGCACCAGGGGAGAGGAGGGCCAGAAGGGGUACACAAGCCCCACCUGCCCCACCUGCCCCACAGCCCGGCCUCACUUUCCACUGGACUGCCUGCAGCUCUGCUCGCUGAAACCGCCCCUCCUCCUUCCCCAAAGGUGGAUCAAGAAAUUAAAGGCCCAGUCCCAUCUGUGGCUUCAGAGUUAGCUAUAGCGUCUGUCCCUGCUCCUGCUGAGGGGGAAGGAUCCCAGCCUGUGGUGCAGAACACCAGCUGACAGGGGCGUUAAAUCUUCACAAAGUUUUUCAUAGACUGGCUUUUUAGAUGAGUGAAUGAUUGAUAUAUAGGUCAGCUGGCAUAUUUAUCAAACUAUUUACUGCUGCUUAUUGUCUAUUAAAUUUCAGAGGCCCUGGGUGCACAGGUGGCAGAGGAGUAAAGUUUAAACCUACCAGCACAGAGACCGAGGGUCAGUCCUUUUCUUUUCAUUACACACUUCUUGUGGUUGCCAGCACAAUAGAGGGUGGAGCCGGGGGUGGUGCUGUGAAAAUAAGUGGCUUUGGAGAAAAUUGGUGGAAAAAGUCAGCAAAAAAAAUAAUAGAAAAAGAGAAAAAAAUCAAGGCCCCUCCUAACCUUUCCCUCUACUGCAACACCCUGCUGACUGAGCUUCAGAGAAUGUUAUUCAUGCCUAGUGGCUACAAAGAUGCCACAUUAAUUAGACAACCUCGAACAGGGAAGUGCUGAACGAAUCUUAGCAAAGCUUCCAUACAUCGCCGGAUUAAUAUGUGCAUUAUUCAUCGACACACGGCAACAGACGAGAGUAAGCACUUUGCGUGUGCAUGUCGGCGGCUUCGUCCAUGGCAGGCCGAGGACAUCUACAUUCUAAUUAUGACUACUGCAUUCUCAUGCCACACACACAGCACUUUAUGCAUUCUCCACCCCGAGGGACUUAAUGGUGUAAAUUUAUGCCGGGUUGUUUGCAGGUUUUAAAACACAGCCUUCUACGCUGGAAUGCCAAUAUCCACCGUCAAGCUUUGAGAAAUCUUUCAUGGGAUUUUGUAAAAUCUUAUUUAACAAGGCAAGUUGACUGAGAAAACAUUCUUAUUUGCAACAACAGCCUGCGGGAGCAGUCGCACAAUGUAGAGAGGAGGGCAGUUAUGGUUCAUAUCUCGGUAAUCUUUUCUGUGUUUGUGCUGAAACAAAGUAGCACACUUGGUUAAACUGUGAAAUCAAAAAAGUACUACUGUGUUUUCAUACGGGAUAGAUUAUUUUAUUUGUGUCAUGCAUUUUAGGUUCAGGGUCUGUAUCGGCUUACAAUACACCAGACCGCACUCCUUACAUGUGCUGUGGAAGCUUUGUUUUACUGCAAGCAGGGUAGGUCUAUAUUAGAGUCUAUUAGAAUAAGUGGCCGGUGAUAGGGUUUGCACAAAAAAGUGCCGAGGGAAUAUUAUCUUUUGCAUAUCAAUAACUCAGCAGGAACAUGCUCUGUUUACAAGUGGCAAGCAAAAAAAAUAAAUAGAAGAAAAUAAAUGUUAUUUUGGCUUUUUUUCUCUCCACUGCAAGAUCCCCUGAAAUCCAAGUAAAUCAAAGAUAGACAUUUAUUUAUAUACAGUAGAAAUGAGGAUUAUGGAAACACAAUGUAAUAUUUACUAGUGUUGUCACGAUACUGGGUGAAAACGGCAAUAAUUCUUUGAACUAUAUCAAUAUUCAAUACCAAAACCAAUGUCAAAAUUGACACUGAGGGCAUACAAGUCAAACUACUAUUAUAAAAUAGGGUUGGCACAGUGAGCGCGUUUACAUGCACACUAAUAAACCGAUCAUUAUCUGAUUUCUGGAGUUACCUGAUUAUUCAAGUGGUCAUGUAAACAGCAUAAUCCGAUAGGCUUUAUCAGAUAAAAGCCAUUAUCUGAUUAUGAGAAAUCAGAUAAACACACCUAGCUUUUUCCCCAAUAGUCAGAUUAUUCGGUGCAUGUAUACCCUUUAAUCUGGUUUCUUUCGGGUUUUGCUAUUUUAUACUCCCACUCCACUACAUUUUAGAGGGAAAUAUUGUACUUUCUACUCCACUACGUUAAUCUGACAGCUUUUGUUUCCUUUCAGAUAAAGAUUUUACAUAAAAUAAUAUAUUUUUAUAUUCUCAGUGUUUAAAUUGUCACUUUUAUUUUAUCUUACUUAUAUGUUAUGCACUUUGUGUGACAAGUUUAUAUACAAUACACUUGUAUAUUGCACUUUGCAGUACUUUUACUCCGAAUCUACCCAAAGUAUGUAAAAUUGGCUCCACAUUGAUAAACUACACAUUAGAAUGCUCUCACAUGUAUUUGUUAAUGAUAAAAACAAACAGUACUGUAAGAAUAUAAGCUGUCAGCAUGAUGAGUGCUUUAUUCUGCAAAUAUAUGACUUGCGUACUUUUCAAGGUUUUUCAGGGAUAUGAGUACCUACUGUAACAGGAAGUUUGACUUUUAUGUCAUGUACUUGGGGAGAAAUCCAACUGAAGGACUGAAUCAUGUAAACCAGGUUUUUCUGAUUAUCACAUUAUUGAAGUGCAUGUAAACGCGUCAAAUUGGAUUAUUACCAUUACCUGAUUAUUCCCAGUUAUCUGAUUAUUGUGCGCAUGUAAACGUGCUCAGUGAUGCAGCACUGUUGCCUUGCAGCAAGAGUGGAUGGGUUCAAACCUGCACUCUAGCUGGGGUUCUUCUGUACGGAGUUUGGAGUUUGAUUUUAAGAUUUUAAGAUUUUAUUGCUUGUUUUUAAGGUUUUAAAUGGCACGGUACCUCCUUAUUUAUGUGAGCUUUUACACAUCCACACACCUGUCAGAGCUUUGAGGUGACGUCUUGACUCCACAUAUUGUUUUUGUUUGUUUGCCCUGUGUUUCUGUAUUUUGUUAGAUUCUUUUAUGCUUGUGAAGAACUUUGGUCUGGUUGCUUUUAAAUAUGCUAUAUAAAUAAAUUUGACCUCGACCUUGAUCUUG
Messenger RNA from Epinephelus moara (kelp grouper), 4720 nucleotides. RefSeq names its product OMA1 zinc metallopeptidase (gene oma1). The transcript has 8 exons. Gene Ontology annotation, molecular function: metalloendopeptidase activity. The record is from RefSeq and is a predicted model, not a curated record. Gene Ontology annotation, cellular component: mitochondrial inner membrane. Bases 452 to 2035 code for a protein of 527 amino acids. Gene Ontology annotation, biological process: mitochondrial protein processing; protein quality control for misfolded or incompletely synthesized proteins. Lineage: Eukaryota; Metazoa; Chordata; Actinopteri; Perciformes; Serranidae.